Molecule: messenger RNA, 138 nt
Organism: Lachancea nothofagi CBS 11611
Lineage: Eukaryota; Fungi; Ascomycota; Saccharomycetes; Saccharomycetales; Saccharomycetaceae
Source: the annotation of a GenBank genome assembly
AUGGGUAACCCUGAGGGAGAUGACAAACCUAACAAGAAGAAGUACGACCCAAGAGUGUGGGUUAGAGAGGGUGAGAAGACCAUGUCCAAGAGAGUCACUGAAGCCUUGGAAAUCUUCCACACUACCAACAAAUUGUAA